This is a messenger RNA of Physella acuta, 6374 nucleotides long. Its product is annotated as breast cancer anti-estrogen resistance protein 1. The record is from RefSeq and is a predicted model, not a curated record. Gene Ontology annotation, biological process: cell migration; cell surface receptor protein tyrosine kinase signaling pathway. Lineage: Eukaryota; Metazoa; Mollusca; Gastropoda; Physidae. Gene Ontology annotation, cellular component: plasma membrane; cytoplasm. Gene Ontology annotation, molecular function: protein binding.
AACUCGACACAACACCACCCUGUGUAGUCUGCUUCGCUUGGCGGUUCGGAAACCCCGAAUGUGCCAUCGCAGUGGAAACUUCACGUUGUUCACGUAUUCGUGCAGUUACCGCCCGGUCGCUGUGUCUAAACAAUCGCUUGUUUCUUUUUUCUCAAAGGGGCUGUGUGUAAUGUGUAAGGACUCACACAUUCAAAUUCUUACAUUGAUGGAUUUACAUACAUCAUGAGCAGAUUAGAAAAGGAUUAAUUUAUUUAUUGUUGCCGAGAAAAGGAUACUCUUCAGUACAACAGUAUGGAGCGUGUUAUUUUUAUCUUUACCUGUGUUAUGUAGAUCUAGAGUAGGAGAAACGCUGACGCAUUGAUAUUACACCUAGAACUACCAACAUGAGUCAGGGCAUGUUCCUGGCCAAGGCUCUAUACGACAACAUCGCCGAGACGCCCGACGAGCUGGCCUUCCGUCGCGGCGACGUCUUGACCGUGGUCGAACAGGACACGAGCGGACUCGAGGGCUGGUGGCUGUGCUCACUCCGAGGGAAACAUGGGAUAGCUCCUGGCAACCGUCUCAAGAUCCUGUCUGGCAUGGGGGACGGCGUGUCCCUGGACCCUAAUAAGAGCGGCAUGGAGCUCUAUGACCAACCCAAUCGAAGCUUGCAAGACUACGACGUCCCGCCCUCCCACAGAGGUUCACUGGACGCAGGGUCAGCACGGAGAGCUUCCCACGACAAGUUCUCCGCUGGCCCGAGGAAAGCUUCUCUGGGGGACGACCUGUACGAUACACCACCUAGCAGCAAGCGAGGCUCCGCGGAGACCGCCUGUGGGAUAUACGACACCCCACCCAGCAGUAAGAGGGCCUCGACUGAACGCACGCCACCCCACAGCAACAGAUCCUCGGCCUCGAGAGACUCGGGCUCCAACCUCCUGUCGAGCCCGGGCCAGACCCCCCUCAACAACAGCGCCCUGAGAGACUCGGGCUCCAACCUCCUGUCGAGCCCGGGCCAGACCCCCCUCAACAACAGCGCCCUGAGCCUGCCCGGUCUCGUCAAGCGCCGACACUCUAACUCGAGUGACACGUGUUACGAGACCCCGCCUGGGAGUAACAGGUCAUCUCUAGAGAGGAUCUUGUCCGAGGAGGGCCCGCCGAUAUACGAGUCCAUCUCACCAACACACUCCACCGAGAACUUAAACGAACCAACGUACGACACGCCCCCUGCACGCAACUACACACUAUCUCACGCUAGCCCCGCCUCCCAGUCUAGUCUUCAUUCAGCCGCCUCCAGCGAAUCCUUGCUGUCCAACACUUCCGGUGUGAGUAGUGCCAGGUUCUCCCAGACCACCAGCCUCCCAGACUCUGCUCGGUCAAGCAUGGACCUGCCGCUAGAGACCUAUGAUAUACCGCCGUCUGCUCAAGAGGCAGACAAGUCACGCAAACAACUGUCCAUGGACUCGGGCCUCGGCUUCUACGACAGUCCAGUCAAGUCAAGGCCAUCCUCCAUCAACUCCAACACGCUGACGCCCUCAGACGGCCUCAGGAGCUCACAGUCCUCGUUUGACUGCAAAUCUACGCCAUCUCCAAGGGACAUCAAGCGCAGCCGCAGUCUGGAGCACGCACUGGAUGACCUUUACGAUACUCCGACCAACAACGCCCCUAAGGUAACUCUGAAGAAACUGAGCGGCUACGCUGGGUACAGCUCGGCCACGGCGCUGAACGAAACCUCGGGCGUGUAUGACAUUCCUCCUCAAGUCAUGAGAGACUCGGUCAUCUCGAUGAGGUCCGACUCUUCAGACGAGAACCAGAGGUUUUCCUCCUCCAGCCUGGACGCUGACCAGCAGCUCAACGACGCGCCUCUGUGGGACGAACUGCUGCUGGACUUGGACUCGGCGCUAGAGCAGCUGACCAAGAAGCAGCAGGACGUUACCAAGGCAACCAGCCGGCUGACCGGUUUUGUGAACACCACGUGGAGAAGCCGGUCCAGCCUUGAGAAAACGUUGUACGACAUCAAAGUGUCUUGUUCCCUCGUGAGGAAUUCUUUGAGUGAUUUCGUCGAGUUUGCUCACGGGACUGUUGCUAACGCACUUCGAAUUCCCGAUAGGAAUUUAGCAAGCAGAUUACAGAAGUACAUAUCCCCACUCCAAAACACGCUGGACUUUGUUCAAAAGUCGUUCACCAGUCUGGAGGACAUGAAGUGGCAGGUGUCGCUGCUGUGCGAGCCGCUAGACAAAAACAAGCCUGACGACCUGGGGCAGAUAGCGCUCGUGUCUAAGGAGAUCCUGCCCGAGGUGAAGAAAGUGGCGUCGUUCAUACAGAGCCAGAGCGUCUUCCUGUUCAGGAAAGCUACCAGUGGUGACGGCAAGAAAUCUGUGGCGUCCAAACCACCCAUUGUUCCCAAAGCUGGUGAGAGCAACGGCGCCAAAGUUCCGGGCUACGGUUUUGGUAAACAGAAAGGCAUCCAGCACCGUCCACUUCCUGCCGUGCCGGGCAGCCUCCCACCGCCAACACCGCCAGCCACUGCUGCGCCGACGCUGUCCAAGAAAAGCAAAGUUUCUCUGUACGACAUUAAAGCCGCGCUACAUCAGGACGACUACGCCGAGUGUGGCGAGCUGCCCUCAGACAGCGCGGGCAGCGGUGGACACGUUGGUCAGGAGUACGACUACGUCCAGCUGGACAACAGGGACACGCUGACACGAUCUCUGAGCAGCAACAGUGUCACGGAGCCAGACAACAAGAAGGGGGGUGGCAGGGAUGAAGCUCAAACUAACGGCAACAACACGGCCAAAUCAAAGCUGGAGACUGGGAGUAUCACAAGUGGUGUCAGGGACUUGAGUCUGGACGAUAAUGGCGUGGAUAUGAUUCCUGUCAAAGAAACUGCCGCUGAAGCUAAUCUAUGUAAAACAGAAACGGGAGAUGUGGCUAAGACAGAAAGUAAUGUUGGUGUAGCAGCCGAGGAGAGUAGCCAUGACAACUCAGAGGAUGGUGCAGUUACCGAGUUCUCAGAAGACAUGAAGACGCCCGUCAAUGUCAACAACUCUCUCUCACAAGGAUCCAACUUUAUUAUUCCAUCCGCGGCUGUAGAAGGAGGAUUAAACUGCCCUGAGCCGUUGGACCCCAACGACCGGCAAGUCCUGGUGUACUACACUGAGCAGAUGAACUCUCAUUCCACCCUGCUGGGGAACGCUGUUGACGCCUUCAUCGGCGUCGUCAGCAGCAACCAGCCGCCCAACGUCUUUAUAUCCCACAGCAAGUUUGUCAUCGUCUCCGCCCAUAAACUAGUGCACAUCGGUGACAGCAUCCACCGCAACCUGAUCAGCAACAACGUGAGUGCCCGCAUCAUGCACUGCGCCAACCACUUGUGUGACUGCCUCAAGGCCUCGGUCACGGCCACCAAGGCGGCCGCCCUGUUGUACCCAUCCCCUCCCGCCAUCCAGGAAAUGGUGGACCGUGUCAUCGCAGUUUCCCAUGCAGCUCACGAGCUCAAGUUUGUCAUCACACAGGCAGCCAAACAAUAGCCAUGGUUGCCUAGCAACAACAUCAACAUCAAAAUCUAUCAGAGAAACAUCUUGUACAGUUGGAUUUGAUAAGAACACUUCUAGGACUCAACUAGGAUUAACGUUUACCUUAACUAAUAAGUUACUACCUAAUCUUCUUUCAUUGACUUUGUUUACUCUAACAUGCCAUAAGAGUUAGGAUCUGAAGGCUAACCAUAAUAAAGCAGAUGAAUCUAGUAGCGUGCUCAAACAAUGUUCUCAGAGUCAAUACAUUCCCAAGUUAGUUAACUAUAACUCUUAACAUCCCUUCUGCUCAAGCACUAUCAAGUGUGCAUAAUGGUUUCCACCCAGAGAGGACAUGCCAUCCUUAGAUUUAAACUCCAGCAACAUUUGUAAAGCCAUCACUCUGGGCUUGUAAAAAUAACAUGUACAUAUUGUUUAUUUUUGUUUUUAAAAGCCCUAGACUGACUUAAACUAUUUUAUAUUCUCAAGUGCAAAUUGUACAUUUCUUGGUGUUACAGGACUAACCUCAAAGCUUUCAGUGUUUGUUAAAAUUGUUUUAAUCAUGGGUUAUUAAGUGUGGGGAUUAAGAUUAAUACCCUCAUAAUUGUUUUUGGGAGACCACUCUUCCCCCCCCCCCCUUACUUUCACACCUUGUUAAAUAAAACGCUUUGCUGUACAGACUAUCAGUAUUAGAACAAGUUUUUUAGAACAUGCCUGUUGAACAUUCAAUCAAAAUUUUUACAUGUUUUUUUUACACACAUGUACAUGGAAGAACUACCAAAACUUGCAAUUUGUGUAGAAAACGUCGAGUGCCUAAGUUGUUUUCUUUCUUUGCAUCUUUUUGUUGACUUAAACUUGCCACUGUACUGCACAGUUUACACAGGGAAACAAACACAACAUGGGUUAUCUGGUACAAUUGUGUUGGGUUAAUGUGCUACACAAACACAAUUGUGUUGGGUUAAUGUGCUACACAAACACAAUUGUGUUGGGUUAAUGUGGUACACAAACACAAUUGUGUUGGCUUAAAUGGUAUAACACGCACAAUAUUGCAGCAUUCUAUCUUCCAUUUGUGGACUGUUUUAAGGUUGUGAUGACAUUGCUAUAAGCCUAUGUUUAUAUUUAGGGUCACAAAUAAUUUCUCAAGCACAAUAGUUGUCUGAAGCAUGUAUAAAACCCCCAGAAAUAGGUUGUCAGCAAAGGUUAGCUUAGACUUGUCUCGUUGUAUCCUAGUAGCUGGAAACAGGGAUGUUGUGUGAACAUCCUCUUGCUAAUGACACCAGCAAGUGAUUUAGUUGACAUGAGCAGGACAUGUCCUAUAAACACAACCAGGACAUGUCCUACUGACAUUAGUCUUAGCUUCACUCUCCCAGGAGGAUUAAUUAAAACAGAGAUCAUGGUGUAACAAGCUAACCCAUUUAAAACAAACGUCAUAGUGUUACAAGUCAACCCAUUUAAAACAAACAUCAUAGUGUUACAAGCCAACCCAGUGGCUUGAGAUGAUGCAUGUAAAUAUUUAGAUAGUUACUUGUGGGCUUCCAUUUUGUGCUAGUGCUUCCAUUUUGUGCUGGGCCUCCAUUUUGUGCUAGUGCUUCCAGCUAAAUCUACCGGUAGAAUGAUUUUUCCUGUUUGUGAAAGUUUUUCUGUUUGUACAUAGCAUGCUGAUUAAUGACAUCCAUCCAUACAUGUAGACCAACAUGUAAUGCAACUUGACCCCCAGUUUACUUUUCAAUAACUGGUCUGAAUUGUUCACUCAAUCUUUGCUUGUAUGCACGUGUCUUGUAUGCACGUGUCUUGGGGUGUUCUCUCUAGUAAUGUACUGUUAAGACUAUAUACAGGGUACAUGUGUUAUCUUCUUGCUAGUGACAAAACGUUUUAAUUUUAAAAUAUUUUUGAUGGUCCUAAAGCAGCAUCAAACUAUAAUGCAUUAACACAACACUGUAAUUGUAUAGGGUUGAUUUACUAGGAACAGUAGUCCCCCUUACAUUUAGAUGUUAACAAAUUGUUUGGCAAAUGGAUAGAAGCUAAGCAAGUUGUAGUUGAAGACUCCAACGCCAUUCAGGUUUCAGAGAGUUUAUCUUUUGUUUAUUUCGCCUUUUCGUUGUCACUACAUAAACCUCAAGAAGAAUAUUAUUUAUCAACUAGUUACACAAUCAAAAUAGCAAUGUAAAUGUAUUGUUUUACUUACAAAGAAAAUAUUUAAUAAGAAACAGUGAUGAAAUGAUGUGAUACCUUUAUGUGAAGCCUUUUGUUGGGAAAGUAACAUCCUAGUUACAGUCCAGAAUUAUUUGUGGCCAUUUUAGUUAUUUGUAAACCAAUUAAACCUUCUAAAACUGUUGAGUUUCAAUUAGAUAAUCAAUUAAAUCUUCUAAAUAUCCCAGUGAGUUUCAAUUAAUCAAUUAAAUUUUCUAAAAUCCUCUUGAGUUUAAUCAGUGAAUCAAUUAAACCUUCGAAUAUCCUAUGGAGUUAAAUCUUUUAUUAAAUAUCCCAGUGAGUUUCAAUCAGUGAGUCAAUGAAAUCUUCUAAAAUUCCAUUUAGUUUAACCAAAUCCCCUACAUGUUCUAAAAUCCCCUUGAAUGGGCUGACACUUAAAUAUUUGUAUUUGAGUUUAUCUACUAAGGUGUUGUUACUUAUUGAUCCUGACCUUACAUGGUAUGUAAAAAAAAUGUUUACUUGAAACAUUACAUGCCUAAAAGAUUUUUUUUUUGUACAUGGCUUAAAGAUAUUUUAUUGUACAUGAAUUAUAUGAUGCUUAUAAGAUAACUUUCUUUUAUUGUAUAUAAUUUAUAACAUGGUUAAAAUUACUUUUUUAUUGUACAUGAAACAUACAUUUCUCAACGAUAAUGUUCUUGUCAACAUUGUACAUUAAAUAUCACAUUAAAAUCAUAUUCA